Molecule: messenger RNA, 902 nt
Organism: Heterobilharzia americana
Lineage: Eukaryota; Metazoa; Platyhelminthes; Trematoda; Strigeidida; Schistosomatidae
Source: the annotation of a GenBank genome assembly
CGAUGAUGAUGAUGAUGAUUUACGCCUGAGGUCUUGUUGCACAAAAUCGAAGAUCUACAGAUGAAAGCUAACAAGUUGACAAAAGAAGCAGGGCAGCGAAGACGGGACUUCCUUCAGGUGAAUGUAGAGAAGACGGAGGUGAUGAAGAUACCCAACCAACAACAGCAUCAACAACAACAACAACACCAAUCAUCAUCAACGGGAGAAACCUAAACGAAGUAGUCUCUUUCACCUACCACUCUGCCUAGGCACCAUCGUUUCAACUACACGUGGCACAGACAAAAAUGUCAAAACCAGGAUCGGAAAGACACCAAGACAGGCUUUCAUUAAUCUAAAACCAGUGUGCAGAUCUACUGCACUCCACUCAGCAUAAAGAACAACAUCCGGAUAUUCAACACUAAUUCAGUCAAGUAAGUCAGUGCUUCUAUGUGAUGCUUCAGAAACUUGGCGCGUCACGCAAACCACUUCCAACAAACUACAGACAUUCAUCAACAGCUGAUACCUACGCUCACUCGAUACUGACACUGAAGAUCAGAUGGCCAGAAUAAUAAGAAUAAGCAACUGGGAACUCACUCUGGCUGUCAAUGAACCAACCAAGAAUCCAUCACCCAACAAAUAUGCAGAAGAAAGUGGAGAUGCAUCGGAUUGGAUAGGGCAUACACUGAGAAGGCCGACUGGGAGGGAGCAUCAUGCACCAGGCCAGUUGCUUGAGUGGAACCCAGAGGGGGGAACGAUGAGUUGGGCAUCCCAGGUGAGGGUGACAUGGAGGAGAUCAUGUGAGGAAGAAACAAAAGCUUGUGGGCAGUCGUGGAGCCAGGUUGAAAAGACUGCAGAGAACAGAGUGCAAUGGAGGUGUGCUACUGAAUCCCUAUGUUCCACUAGGAACCCAAGGGAUAAAUAAU